Molecule: messenger RNA, 1470 nt
Organism: Drosophila serrata
Lineage: Eukaryota; Metazoa; Arthropoda; Insecta; Diptera; Drosophilidae
Gene: Targ2
Product: Terminal ADP-ribose protein glycohydrolase 2
Biological process (GO): peptidyl-glutamate ADP-deribosylation
Source: RefSeq, a predicted model, not a curated record
AGAUACAGAUACAGCCACAGAACCUAAUGUUAUUGGCGGGUCGUCGACUAACCGCACAACCACUCCAAAACUCAAACCAAACCAAAGUCAAAACCAUUCCGUUCCGACUCUGAUUCCAAAGCCGAAAAAGUUUUUAUCGCGAGUUUCGACCUCGACGUGAAAGUUUCCGCUGCGUGCACCCAGCCAGCGAGCCAGCAAGCCAGACACAGUGAGCCAUGGCUGCGGCGAACGUGAAGAUUGUGGAGUCCAAGCUGGACAUAUUCCAGGCGCCCCAAACCCACGCCCUGGCCCAUGCCGUAGAGUCGUCCUUUAUGGCGCUGCGGGGCACCCUGGCCUGGCAGUUCGGCCUCAUCUACGGGGAUGUGGAUGAGCUGCGACAGAGGAGGGUCAGCCGGGGCAACUGCGCCGUGCUGGAGCAUAACUCGCGCUUCAUUUACUACCUGGUCACCAAAUCGAAUCUCUACGAAACCAGCACCUACGACGAUGUCCAGGCGGCGCUGAUCUGUAUGCGCGAACACAUGCGCAACCACGAGAUCACCAAAGUGGCCAUGCCCCGGAUCUGCUGCGGCAAAGACGGUCUCGAGUGGAGGCAAGUGAAGCGUCUGAUGCAGCAGACCUUCUCACAGAGCGAGUACCCCAUUGAGAUCCUCAUCUGCGAGCACGAGGAUCUGUCCAAGGAGCUGGCUGCGCCCAAAUGCCAGAUUACUGAGGCCAGGGGCAAUCUUUUUAGCGCACCAGAGAACUACGCUCUGGUGCACUCUGUCAGUGCGGACUUUGCCAUGUGUGCAGGGCUCAACCUGCAGUUCCGCUGCAAAUUCGGUCAUGUAGAUGAUCUGAAGCGCCAGAAUCGGCACACCGGAAACGUGGCAGUCCUGGAGCAGGGCGGACGGUACAUCUACAACCUGGUGACCAAGGAGCGCAGCCACGAGAAAUGCACCUACACGGCUCUCUAUUACGCACUGCUGGCCAUGCGCGAGCACAUGAGGGAGCACGGAGUAACCAAGCUGGCUAUUCCCCGACUCGGAUGCGGCAUCGAUCGCCUGGACUGGUUGCGCGUGCGCAGUCUGCUGGACCUUGUGUUCGCCGAGGACAACGUUGAUAUCAUCGCUUUCUUUUACACUCCCCCACAAAUGUCCAAAGACACGCUGAAUGUGGUGUGUCCGACCUGUCGGCACAUGAAGACCAUCCAUUUACCCUCGAGAUCCGUCAGCGGAUCGAGGAACUCGCUUCAUCGCGAAAAGACCCCAUUCUAAAUGGAGCGAUGGCGACUUGUAUAGAGCAGCAGAAGAUUGCUGCAAUUAAAAUGGUUUUCUUGGGACUUGUGGCACCGAAUGCACCAAAUACUUAUAUAGUCGAUAAGAACACUACACUUAAGAGCUUCCAUGGCACGUAAAUUGUAUAUUUUUUGGGUAUUUAUACUUAAUGUACAUUAAAACGAAAUACACCCCUCAGAGAGGGAUUAACCAAUGA